This is a messenger RNA of Populus nigra (black poplar), 1247 nucleotides long. Its product is annotated as NADPH-dependent diflavin oxidoreductase 1. The record is from RefSeq and is a predicted model, not a curated record. The transcript has a single exon. The coding region runs from base 724 to 933 and encodes 69 amino acids. NCBI's taxonomy places the organism in Eukaryota, Viridiplantae, Streptophyta, Magnoliopsida, Malpighiales, Salicaceae.
UACUGUUGUAUCAUAAAGGAAAAUGUAUUAUUAUUUGUUAUUACUUGUAUUGAAUCUGGUAAAUGAUUUCUGAAGGCUUAUAUAUGAUAGAGGUUGAUAAUGUGAUAAGAUUGGGAGUUUUAGUUGCUCAGCGUGAUGACGUUCUGGCCUCUGUCAACUUAUAUUAUCAAGUGAGGCUAGUUACGUUUUCUGAUUUUCCAACUGGCGAAGUCAAAUUCCUCUAAGCAAUGGUUCUAAUGGAAAUGAAGGUUGAAACUUUGCAAUUGAAAUUUCUUCCUUUCAAUUGAAGGAAAAACUAACAAAGUCAUAUAUUUCUUCCUAAUCAUAUCUUAUAUUCAUGCUCCUUGCUAGCUCAGUUCUGAUUGUAGUGGUGUUGCCACAUAUAUUUGCAUGAGCAGGUGUAUAUAUUCCUGUAUGGUUUCACAAGGGUUCCCGGCCCUUCCUCCACCAUCACCAUCAGCUCUGCUUGUACUUGUUGGACCCGGGACAGGUUGUGUUCCUUUUCAUGGAUUUGUAGAGGAAAGAGCCAUGCAAGAUGUGUCUGGCUCAGCUGCUCCUACUUGGAUGUUUUUUUGGUUUUCGAAAUGAGGAGAAUACUUUUUGUACAGAGAUUUUUGGUUGUCUCAUGCACAGAACGGUGGGCCACUUCGCAUAGCAAGGGGUGGAAGGUUUUAUGUAGUCUUCUCAAGAGAUCAACUACAAAACGUUUAUGUGCAGCAUAAGAUGAGGAAACAGAGCCAGACGGUUUGGGAUUUUCUAUUGAAAGGGGCUUGCAUAUCUGUUGCAAGUUCGGCAACCAAAAUGCCCUCAGAUGUAAUGUCAGCCAUGGUGGAAAUUAUAUCCGAAGAGGCUGGAUUUUCAAGGGAAACUGCUGUUUUGCAGCUUAGGAGAUUGAAAAAGGUUUGUAGAUACCAUGUUGAAGCAUGGUCCUGAUCUCUGCUGGGUUCUUGCAUUAUGGGACAAUUCCAUUGGAGGGAAGAAAAACUAGCUUCUAGCUUGUUGUAAAGGUUCUGGAACUUCAAAAUUGAUUGACAAUUGCGCAAUUUAUAUGCUGUUCGAUUUAGUAACAAUAACAGGAAUACAGUGUAUGAUCGUUAACAUUAAUUUAUCUAGCAGCUUUGCUUCCUAGAAGAGAUCUUGGAAAGUUUGUUGUGAUGCUGCUUUUUAGCAUAUGCCAUAUGUGGUGCAUCAUUUUUUUUUUCCUUGUAUUGUUAUAACAAUGGGAUUUGUGAUUGUUUUUCACGCUA